Setaria italica (foxtail millet) is the source of this 1658-nucleotide messenger RNA. RefSeq names its product transcription factor MYB3R-1-like. The transcript is spliced from 6 exons. Lineage: Eukaryota; Viridiplantae; Streptophyta; Magnoliopsida; Poales; Poaceae. Gene Ontology annotation, cellular component: nucleus. The record is from RefSeq and is a predicted model, not a curated record. Gene Ontology annotation, molecular function: RNA polymerase II cis-regulatory region sequence-specific DNA binding; DNA-binding transcription factor activity, RNA polymerase II-specific. Gene Ontology annotation, biological process: regulation of DNA-templated transcription. The coding region runs from base 620 to 1489 and encodes 289 amino acids.
CAACGGCGGCUGAGAGCAGCCGCCGAAAGCUGCCACUGCCCCCCAGCCGUGGCACUCUUCUCUUCUUCCCUCCAGCAACCAAGCGAGGAAGGAGGAGCAAGCCUGUUCCUUCGGCACGGCCUGGUACCUCCCUCUUGGGCAACGGCGAUUUCUUGAAGCAGAAAGGUGGGCGUAGCUUCUCCUUGGAAGCUGCGUUUCGUUGCUUCGAUCUGAGCUAAGGCCGAGCUGAAAUUGGUCUCCUCUGGAGGCGGCCAUGGUGAGGAGCGCAGGCGGCGUCCACAGGCGGGGGACGUCUACCAAGCCAACAAGUUGCUCACGCGAAAUUGAUUGGAUUGCAGAAGAGUACAUAUUCUCUGGAUGAAUUCCUACUGCAGCAUGAUGAGCCCCUACAAGCUUCUGAAUAUUUCGACGAUGAAGAACCGGAAGGGACAGUUUUGAUUCAACUGUCUCACUGAAUGCCUGCCUUUCAAGACAGUUUCAUUCAAGAGGAGGGGGGCAUGGUCACAAGAGGAAAGUUAUUAGUUCAUAUCAGCUACCUUUAUUUUUGUAUAUUGUUCUGCAUUAGUGAAUUGUUGAAACAAAAUUAGUUGUAUUUCAGGAAGAUGAGAUUCUGAUUCAAAUGGUGGAUACACAUUCCUCAAAAGAUUGGUCAAGCAUUGCACGGGCUGUGCCCGGUCGUAGUCGAAAGCAGUGUAGAGACAGGUGGACGCAUUAUCUUGACCCUGCUGUGAACCAGAUGCCGUGGUCGGAACAGGAGGAGAUAGAUCUUAUCCGUGCUCACAAAAUUCAUGGAAACAAAUGGUGUGAACUGGCUAAAUUCUUUCCUGGGAGGACAGGGAAGGCAAUUAAGAAUUACUGGACUGGUGCUAUGAAGAAAAAGAUUAAGUCAAAUUUAGGUAGUGGAUCGCCAGAGCAACUUUCACCCUGCCCCAAUGAUUCAUUGAUUCCAGUGGGUAGGGACUCCACCGCAACAAGCAGUCAAGAUUCAUCCAAUAAUAUUCCAAUUUCAUCAGCCGACCUGCCAGUAAGACUUAAAUCUAAACAUGGACUCACAGAAGCUUGUAGAAAUGCAUGUACACUGAAAGAAAAAGGUCCUGAUUCUAUACAUGACGAAGGGUCUAUACCUCAUUCAGUUAAUGUCUCGCAAAUGGUGGAUGGGCGAACAGUUGGAUCUAGUUUGCGCAUACUAACCGAGGAAAAAUUGGUUUCGCCGUUGAGUUCAGUGGAUGAGAAGGUCUCUUGUGUUGCAGCGAAUUCUCCAAAGCCCCUGAAAGAAGAGGAAUCAACAAACUUUCUGGAAAUCCCACCAGCACUUAGUUUUCAAUCAAGCAAUGUACAUUCUGAUGCGAUUUGCAGUAGUGCUGAUCCAGAGUCACGGCAGCUACAUCUGGCAAGUAUAGCAGAUCUUCUAGACAUGUCAUAUUGUGAGAGCUUAAUGGUCAUCGCACCUGAUUCAACAAAUGAUGAAGAUUUCAAGCUUGGUAUGUGAUGUUAGUUUCAAACAAAUAAUCCAGGGACUGAACCUGGAGAAAAAUCAAUAAUUCUGCUUGUUGGACUUCAAGUCCAUGCAACUUUUGUUCAUUUACUUGUAAAUCAUUUAAUAUUGCCGAGAUUCUACAUAAGGAUUUGAUUGCAGAGGGAUGCAUAAGCCACUGUCA